Messenger RNA from Vicugna pacos (alpaca), 10847 nucleotides. RefSeq names its product microtubule crosslinking factor 2 (gene MTCL2). Gene Ontology annotation, biological process: regulation of autophagy; insulin receptor signaling pathway. The record is from RefSeq and is a predicted model, not a curated record. NCBI's taxonomy places the organism in Eukaryota, Metazoa, Chordata, Mammalia, Artiodactyla, Camelidae.
GUGCCUCGCUUGCCUUCUCCGACCUCACCGAGGAGAUGCUGGACUGCGGGCCAGGCGGCUUCGUGCGAGAGCUGGAGGAGCUACGCUCGGAGAACGACUAUCUCAAGGAUGAGAUUGAGGAGCUUCGGGCAGAGAUGCUGGAGAUGCGGGAUGUCUAUAUGGAGGAGGAUGUGUAUCAGCUGCAGGAGCUGCGGCAGCAGCUGGACCAGGCCAGCAAGACCUGUCGCAUUCUGCAGUACCGACUGCGAAAGGCGGAGCGCCGCAGCCUCCGUGCUGCCCAGACUGGCCAGGUGGACGGUGAGCUCAUCCGCGGCUUGGAGCAAGACGUAAAGGUCUCCAAGGACAUCUCGGUGCGGCUGCAUAAGGAGCUUGAGGUGGUGGAGAAGAAACGGGCUCGGCUGGAGGAGGAGAAUGAAGAGCUUCGGCAGCGGCUCAUCGAGACCGAGCUGGCCAAGCAGGUGCUGCAGACGGAGCUGGAGCGGCCGAGAGAGCAUUCCUUGAAGAAAAGAGGAACCCGCUCCCUGGGGAAGACAGACAAGAAGCCUUCAGUGCAGGAGGACAGUGCGGACCUGAAGUGCCAGCUGCACUUUGCAAAGGAGGAGUCCGCCCUCAUGUGCAAGAAGCUCACCAAGCUGGCCAAGGAGAACGACGGCAUGAAGGAGGAGCUGCUCAAGUACCGCUCGCUCUAUGGAGACCUGGACAGCGCCCUGUCGGCGGAGGAGCUGGCCGACGCACCGCACUCGCGGGAGACCGAGCUCAAGGUGCAUCUGAAGCUGGUGGAGGAGGAAGCCAACCUGCUGAGCCGCCGCAUCGUGGAGCUGGAGGUGGAAAACCGCGGCCUGCGGGCGGAGAUGGACGACAUGAAGGAUCACGGCGGCGGCUGCGGGGGCCCCGAGGCCCGCCUGGCCUUCUCUGCGCUGGGUGGCGGCGGUGAGUGCGGGGAGAGCUUGGCGGAGCUGCGGCGACACCUGCAGUUCGUGGAGGAGGAGGCCGAGCUGCUGCGGCGCUCCUCGGCUGAGUUGGAGGACCAGAACAAGCUGCUGCUGAGCGAGCUGGCCAAGUACCGCUCGGAGCAUGAGCUGGACGUGACGCUGUCGGAGGACAGCUGCUCCGUGCUCAGCGAGCCCUCGCAGGAGGAGCUGGCAGCCGCCAAACUGCAGAUCGGCGAGCUCAGCGGCAAGGUCAAGAAGCUCCAGUACGAGAACCGGGUGCUCCUCUCCAACCUCCAGCGCUGUGACCUCGCCUCCUGCCAGAGCACGCGGCCGAUGCUGGAGACGGACGCCGAGGCCGGGGACUCUGCCCAGUGUGUGCCCGCUGCCCUUGGCGAGGCCCACGGGCCCCACGCUGCCCGGCUCUGUAGAGUCAGGGAGGCCGAGGCGCUGCCUGGGCUGAGGGAGCAGGCCAUCCUGGUCAGCAAGGCCAUCGAUGUCCUGGUGGCUGAUGCCAACGGCUUCUCGGCGGGCCUCCGGCUGUACCUGGACAACGAGUGUGCCGACUUCCGGCUGCAUGAAGCCCCCGACAACAGCGAGGGCCCCAGGGACACCAAACUGAUCCACGCCCUCCUGGUGCGGCUGAGCUUGCUCCAGCAGGAGCUCAACGCCUUCACGCGGAAGGCGGACGCCGUCCUGGGGGGCUCCGCCAAGGAGCAGCCAGAGCCCUUCUCCUCCUUGCCCAGCUUGGGCUCCCAGGGUCCCUCCAAGGAGAUUCUUCUAGCCAAAGACCUUGGCUCAGACUUCCAGGUGCAGCCAUCUGACUUCAGGGACCUUCCAGAAUGGGAGCCCAGGAUACGAGAGGCCUUCCGCACUGGGGACUUGGACUCCAAGCCUGACCCCAGCCGGAGCUUCAGGCCUUACCGAGCUGAAGACAAUGACUCCUAUGCCUCUGAGAUCAAGGAGCUGCAGCUGGUGCUGGCCGAGGCCCACGACAGCCUCCGGGGCCUGCAAGAGCAGCUCUCCCAGGAGCGGCAGCUACGGAAGGAGGAGGCCGACAACUUCAACCAGAAAAUGGUCCAGCUGAAAGAGGACCAGCAGAGGGCGCUCCUGAGGCGUGAGUUUGAGCUGCAGAGCCUGAGCCUCCAGCGGAGGCUGGAGCAGAAAUUCUGGAGCCAGGAGAAGAAUAUGUUGGUGCAGGAGUCCCAGCAGUUCAAGCACAACUUCCUCCUGCUCUUCAUGAAGCUCAGGUGGUUCCUCAAGCGCUGGCGGCAGGGCAAGGUUUUGCCCAGCGAGGGGGAUGACUUCCUUGAGGUAAAUAGUAUGAAGGAGCUGUACCUGCUAAUGGAGGAAGAGGAAUUAAAUGCCCAGCAUUCUGAUAACAAGACCUGCGCGGGGGACAGCUGGACCCAAAACACGCCCAAUGAAUACAUCAAGACCCUGGCCGACAUGAAGGUGACGCUGAAGGAGCUAUGCUGGCUGCUCCGGGAUGAGCGCCGUGGUCUGACUGAGCUUCAGCAACAGUUUGCCAAGGCCAAGGCCACCUGGGAGACAGAGCGGGCAGAGCUCAAGAGCCAUACUGCCCCGAUGGAGCUGAAGGCUGGGAAGGGGGUUGGGGAGAGAGCAGGGCCCGACUGGAAGGCAGCCCUGCAGAGGGAGCGGGAGGAGCAGCAGCACCUCCUGGCCGAGUCCUACAGCGCAGUCAUGGAGCUGACGCGACAGCUGCAGAUCAGUGAGCACAACUGGGGCCAGGAGAAGCUGCAGCUGGUGGAGCGGCUUCAGGGUGAGAAGCAGCAGGUGGAGCAGCAGGUAAAGGAGCUGCAGAACCGCCUGAGCCAGCUGCAGAAGGCUGCUGACCCCUGGGUCCUGAAGCACUCAGACCUGGAGAAGCAAGACAACAGCUGGAAAGAGACACGCAGUGAGAAGAUCCAUGACAAGGAAGCUGUUUCUGAAGCUGAGCUUGGGGGAACCGGCCUAAAGAGGACCAAAUCUGUCUCUUCCAUGUCGGAGUUUGAAAGUUUGCUGGACUGUUCCCCCUACCUCACCAGUGAAGCUGCCCGGGGCAAGAAGCUGCCCAACAAUCCUGCCUUUGCCUUUGUGGGUGCUCAGCCAGUGGACCCGGAGAAGGCUGCCCCGGAACAGCCAGGGCUGUCGCCACGGGACUGCAACCGUCUGGGUGCCCUGGGCUGCCAGGAGCCGGCGGGGAGGCAGAUGCAGCGCAGCUACACGGCUCCCGACAAGACAGGCAUCCGCGUCUACUACAGCCCCCCGGUGGCCCGGCGCCUGGGCGUCCCUGUGGUCCAUGACAGGGAGGGCAAGAUCAUCAUCGAGCCUGGCUUCCUCUUCACCACGGCCAAGCCCAAAGAGUCGGCCGAGGCAGACCGACUGGCCGAGAGCUCUUACAGCCGCUGGCUCUGCAACUUCUCCCGGCAGCGCCUGGACGGGGGUUCGGGUGGCGGCCCCUCGCCGGCCGGGCCUGGCUUCCCAGCGGCUCUGCACGACUUCGAGAUGUCUGGCAACAUGAGCGACGACAUGAAAGAGAUCACCAACUGCGUGCGCCAGGCCAUGCGCUCGGGCUCACUGGAGAGGAAGGUGAAGAGCACGUCCAGCCAGACGGUGGGCCUGGCCAGCGUGGGCACACAGACCAUCCGCACGGUCAGUGUGGGCCUGCAGACCGACCCGCCCCGCAGCAGCCUCCACAGCAAGAGCUGGUCACCCCGCAGUUCCUCGCUCGUGUCCGUGCGCAGCAAGCAGAUCUCAUCCUCCCUGGACAAGGUGCACUCGCGCAUCGAGCGGCCGUGCUGCUCGCCCAAGUACGGCUCGCCCAAGCUCCAGCGGCGGUCCGUGUCCAAGCUAGACGGGGCCAAGGACCGCAGCCUGUGGAACCUGCACCAGGGCAAGCAGAACGGCUCCGCCUGGGCGCGCUCCACCACCACGCGGGACAGCCCCGUGCUGAGGAACAUCGGCACCAAGAAACUGGAGCCCCUCUCCCCCGCCAGCUACCAUCAGCCGGAGGGCAUGGCCAGGAUCCUGAACAAGAAGGCGGCCAAGUCAGGCAGCAGCGAGGAGGCCAGGCUCUCUGUGCUCCCCCAAGUGGGGAAGGAUAGUGUCCCCCGGGAUGGAGAUGGAGCCACGGUCCUUCCCAAUGAGGAUGCUGUUUGUGACUGUAACACCCAGUCUCUCACCUCCUGCUUCGCCCGGCCAUCCCGCUCUGCCAUCCGCCACUCUCCUUCCAAAUGCAGGCUGCACCCUUCAGAGUCCAGCUGGGGUGGGGAGGAGAGGGCAGCCCCCCACAGCGAGUGACGGAGCAGCCGGGCUCCCCACCUCAACCAGCCCAAUCCCUGGAUAGCUCAUGGGAACCAGCGAAGAGGAGACGAGGCAAGGGGCCCCGACCCCUGCAUCCCUCGUCCUGGAGAGACAGCAGCUGCACCACUGCCAGAGAAGAGCUUUGCCCUCCAGGUAAAGCGGGGCCUCCUGCUGACUGCUGGGUGGUGAUCUCUGACUUCCCAGGGGAAGGCAGUGAGAGGGAGAAAGACCAAAACUGGGCUUCAGAAGCGUCUCUAGAGAGAUCCCUUGGGAGCUGAUCCACUGAGAGCUUAUCCCUGGGUUGUAAGGGAGAGCCUUGCCUGGUUCUACCCACACCCACUUCUCAGAAGAGCCAAGGAAAGCAUACAGUUCCGGCCAUGCCCCUCAGGGAAAAGGGCUCACAGAGAUGUUCCCUGCCAACCACAUCCCUCUUCAUGGGGAGGAAACACUGAUGAGAAGAACAGGCUUUGCUCUUGGGCUCAACUUGGGGGUCCUGGUGGAGCUGAGCUGGGCAUCACCCCAUCCCUUCCUUCCCUCCACCACCUCCUCCUCCCAGCCCUGCUGCUCUGGACUGCUGUGGCUCAAGGGGAUAUGAUAGGGCAGUAGCCAGGGGUCAAGUAUCUGCUUGGAGUCCUGGAGCCCUGGAUCUCCCUGCCCAAAGCCUGGAUGCAGCAGCAAGGACUGGAAGACAAGGUAGAAACGUGUGGGGCUCAGGGUCGGGGAGCCACUGGAACUGCGUUUCUUGCCAAGGUGACUUGGGGGUCCCCAACCUUCCCAGGAGACUCCUUGAGGACAGAAAUGGGUAGAGCAGUCUCAAGACCUGGUGCACAUAUACAUGCCUGAUUGCCCACUGCCUUGAUUGCUGGGGCCUCUCUCCCUGGCACCCUGGGGAGGCUGUUGCAUCUCCACUGUGUUUACAUCCUAUGGCCGGUGGAGGGUGAGGAUAUUCCCAGCAAGAGACUCCCAGUUGGCCGGGUCAGGCCAAGGAGCAAUCCAAGAGGCUGGUGCCCCAGGACAUGGCAAUAGACUGGGGCCUGGAAACACAUUUCUUGCCUAGGUUGUUUAUUUGAAUUUUUCUUACUAUAAAUAUUUAAGGUGGUUUUACUUUAUUUUAAUAAUUUAAUUUACCCUAAAGUCCUUAAGGUAAUUUAUUGCAAGUUGAGACGUACUCUUGCCACUGGGACAACGUGAGGCUUCGAACGCAAUGGACGGGUGUGGGGUCCCCCAUGUGGAUAAGGAACUCGCAGCUGAGCUCUGGUCUCCUGGUCAGGCUUGGCGGGUCCCCCAGCAGAGCCGGAGCCCUGCAGUUUGCUCCCCCAAUGCCGCUGACCGUUUGACCCCGGAUUACUACUUUACACUCAGCACCCGGUACUUACCUGGCCCCCAGCCGUCAGUCUGUGAAUGUUCACUGACAGGGUGGGGGACUGGACCAGUGUCACCACUUCCCAAACAUUUUCUCUUUUCCUUCUCAUUUUCUUCUCUCCCUCUAACACCUUUUUUUCAAUGAGUCAAACAUGGAUUCCUAAGGCUUUAUCAAGAGCAGGGAGAGCUCUCCAAGUUCCCUAAGUGAGAACUCGCAGGAAAACAGGACUGAAUUCUGAGAAUGUUGUUUAUUGCAGCUUUGCACAUGGAUGUGAGAGUGUCUGCCAGCCUGCUUCAGUUCUCACCAGCCUGCCAGCCUUUUCACCAGCCUCUCUCUUUAGCCUUAUGGCCUCUCCUGGCUCGACUCCCAGCCCUAACUGUACUGCCCGCCCUUCCCCACAUCCCAUGAGAGCUGCAUGAGCCAUCGGAUGGAUUGCAGCAUGGCUCAUUGCAGUGUGGUGGUGGUUUUGGGGGGGUACUCAGACGGCCUCCCCCUUGGUGCCAAUGAACCCAUUUUGGAUGUACACGUGCCCCCACAUCUGUGUGUGAUUGGCUGGAGGCCCAGAUGGAUAAAGCAACUUAUCUGUGAAUUCCCUAUGAGGAAAACCAUAAGCCAGCAGCUUUGGUAGUUUGCCCCCAGUACCCAGGAGAUGCCUCUGCACUCCUACCCACCAGCUCCCAGUCUUACCCUUUCUCGGGCACCUGGACCAGUUAUCCAAAUCCCUUCAUCUCCAUUCCCCAUCAGCAGAACUUUGGGGUCAUAUUAGUGCAACCAGACACUUCCUCACACCAUAGUGACCUGUGUGGGCAGAACAGGCAGGCCGAUGGAGCCGUGGGCCAGUCCCCUCGGGAUGCCACUGCUCCCACCCAAGAGAUCAGGGGGCCCCUCCAAGGUUGUCUCCAAGUGAGGGGAUUCACACCAGGCCACGAGCCACCAGAGGCCUUCUCCCACCUUCCCAAGCUGCGAGGGCCAGGGAGGCUGUGCUUCUAGCCUUGGGGAGAAAUCCUCGUGAGACCUGAGCCCUGCGGACCAUUCAGCCUUACCGUCAUCCUCGUCCAAGAUUGUCCUUGCCAUCCUCGGUGUCUUGGUACCUGGCCGCCCGGCCCCCAGCCAGUGUCAGAGGCCCCAGGUCAUGGUUUUCAGUCAAGUCCCAGUUUCUAUUUUCUGCAUGCCACUGUGCGAGGUCACUCAUCACUGUUCCGACAGAAGCCUCUGAACGUGGGGCUUGAUGGGGUUCAACAUGUUACCUGUAAAUACUGGUUUGGUUUGAUUUUUAGCAUUUUAAUUAGUAACAGUGUUUUCUUUUUUAGGGUGGGGGGUUGGUUUGUAAAAACUCUCUACUCAUUUGGAAUGUAAUUUCUAAGUUUGUUUCUUUAAAUGCCUUUUAAGUCUUGGUAACAUUCCCAAAGCAGAAAACUGCCUGGCCCGCAGCGGGGACUCCCCUGGAGCAUCGGGUCCCAGGAAGGAACACUACCCUUUUCCCCUUUCUUCCCCUUCCUACCACCCCUUGCUUUUUUACUCCUAGCAACUUCCUCGUCCUUCCCUUCCUCCUUCUCUACCAAUCUUUUUCCUUUCCCCCAUCCCCAUUUUCUUCAACCAAAGUCCCAAGGUACCCUGAAGUCCUAUUCCCUACAGACCGCCAGGCUUAGAUCCAUUGUGUUGGCACGAAUUGGUUGUGGGGAAAUGGGAGAACAGUUGGCAUGGUGACCCCAAAAUGGACCAUCUUGUGUUUCUUAUGUCUGACUUCUUCCCAGAGCCAAAUUAGACCCUCCUGGGGGCAAUGAUGUCUGUAUUCUAAAUGAAAAUCAAACUACUUUGUCACAUUAGUGUCUCCUAGAUCCUGCAUGCAUAUGACAUCAGUACCCAAGUUCCUGUCACCCUGGCAGCCCUUUGCCCCCAGUUCUUUCCCCGCCAAAGGCUGACCAAUUGAAAAAUACCCUCCAAGAGGCCUUGCUCAAAAUGGGCCCUUCCCCUUGGGCUCCCCCAGAACACUUCUCUACCGGCUGCUCUCCCAGGCGACAAAGUCAAGGGCCCAAGGACUUGAGCCUCUUCUACCCUGAUUGCAACAUGGCUCUAUCGUGCCUGACCCCAUGCACCUUUCAUGGUUUCAUCAUCCAGCCUGUUCUCUUGCUCACCCAACUUCCAGGCCCUUCCCAGUUACGAAGUGGGAGAAUGUCCUUCUACCUUCUGCCUGAUCACACUCCUUAUCCCCAAGCCAACCCCCUAGUGCCCUGGCCCUGGAGGUGACACACCCUUCACUAGUGUUAGUGAAUAGAAAGAGAGCCACAAGAUAAACUGGACCAACCCCCUCACUUUUCUUUAAACUGUGACAAAACAUAUAUAAUGUAAAACUUACUAUUUUAGCCAUUUUAAGUGGCUUUGAAUACAUUAAUAAUGUUGUACAACCAUCACCACUAUCCAUUUCCAGAACUUUUUCAUCUCCCCAAACUGAAACUCUACCCACUAAACAGUAACUCCCCACCCCUCCCCUCCUAGGCUCUGAUGACCUCUAUUCUACUUCCUGUCUUUAUGACUUUGCCUAUUCUAGGUUCCUCAUAUAAGUGAAAUCAUACAGUAUUUGUCCUUUUGGAUCCAACCCCCCUCACAUUUUUGGAUGAGGAAUCAGGCCCAGAGAAGGAAGUGGGUCAUCUAAAGUCACACAGCAAACUAGAGACAGAGUUAGGACUCAGGUGUCCUGACUCCCAGCAGGCUCUGCAUUCCCAGUGGUGAGUGAGACAUCACCUACCAUUCUGUGGUCUUGGCUGAACCCCUUGCUCUCUCUGGGCUCAGUCUGUUCGCUCCCCACCACCUACCCAUCCUCUCUUUUAUCAUCUUCCUCCAAAGCUUCCCCUCCUCCUGCCUCCUCUUCUCCAGCUGGUUCCCACCAGCAGAUGAAGUGGCCCUGGCCCAUGGCCAAGGUUUUUCCUCUUUUGAGCCUGGGGCUUACUUGUAGCACCCAUCCCUCAGCCCUCCCAGAAUGGCCUCCCCAGCUCUGCUCCCCUCCCUGUAACCUCAGCAACCCCCUCCCAUCCCCUCAGGCUCACAUUCCCAUAAUUCUGUGUCUGUGGUCUUCCAGCUCCUGAUGUUUGGUUUCAAAUCUCAUUGUGUCUUCUGAGUUUUAUUUUGUGUUUUUUCACACCAAAGGAGGCACCUUUCCCCAGUGCCUCAGGCUGUGACACCCCCACCAGCCCAGAAAGAUGUCUGCUUCAUCCCACCCCUAAGCCACAUUGUCUUUGUCCACAGCUUCCUGGCAGGACCUUAGUACUUUCCACUGGGAAUGAGGGGGGUACUUGGAUCCCCACUUUGACCUCCGCUACCCUGCCCAGUCCUGCAUGGCCUUUUUUGGAAAGCAGAUGCAGCCUGGCUAGGUUCUUCUCUCCUUCUCCCUGGGACCUUUCAACCAUCUGUCCUUUUGACGUCACCAUCUUUUGCAUUCUCCCCUGAAAAAGCUUGUCCUAGCAGAACCAGUAGCUCACCCUGGCACUACCCCUUACCCCUCCCAACAGUGUUUGCAGUUUGCAAAGUCCACAGACCCAAGAACCAAAGGGGACUGGGGACAUGAUGCUGGGCCUGAGUCCCCUGCCCAGGGCUCCUCCCAACCCCUCCCUGACCCUCCUUAGACCCUCCCUUGUCUAUCCCACCAGCCCUACUUCCUUCCCUUCUGCCUUUCACCAGCCCUCUGGACCCUAGGCUCUAAGGAAAGGAGCUUUGAUUUCCUCUAAGCAUCCUUGAAGGGCCAAAGUUGUCAGGGCCUGGCCACCUUGUCACUCUUCAUUCUGAUACCACUCAAACUGCUCCCAUGAGAAGGAACCUCAGCCAGGAGUCUGGAGACCUGGCCCAGGUCUGGGCAGAUGUCAACUUCUCUGCGUUUGGCUGGUGGUAUGAUUUUACGAUGACCAGAAGGAUGAUCCUUAGGGCUUCAGAGCACCUCUCGUGUUUUCGGGUCCUAUGUCAUCACCCUCUUUCCACUGGGCCCUGCUGUACUGGCUCCUCUCUCAGCUCUGUCACUGAUCUCUGUGCCUUAGUUUACUUCUCCACACAGGGGGGCUCACCACAGGUCUGUUCCUAGCUUUUUCCCAGACAUUUUGGUACCUCUAAUGCAGGGCCUCGCCAGCUGUCCCCAGCUCCCUGACACUGCCUUGGGGCACAGGUUGCUGAGGAUGAGAUGCCUGGACAUUCUCAAAGAAGCAGGAGCAUAACCUGGGAACCUGAUAGAAAUGAAAAGUGUUGGCCCCACCCAAGACCUACAGAAGUAGACCUCUUUUUUGGUGGGGUGCUCAGCAAGCUGGGGUGUAGUAAGCCCUCCAGAUGAUUCUGACAUACAUAGGAGUUUGCCAACUGUUGGUCUAGGCUAACAAUUAGUGCGGCCUGGUGAGGGACUGAGGCUGGCCCUGACCAGGAAGGGGUGGAAACACCAGCCUCAUCUGGACUCCUGAUAGAUUGGAAAACUCCCUCCACACCCUCCUCCUCCUCCCCAAGAGUAAAACAAAACUAUAUUCUCCUCUUCCUGGAAACUGCAGGUCUGGGAGAAGGCAUACAUUUUUCAUUUCCCUGCCCCUGCCUUGGUUCCACUUCUACCCACCUCUCCCACUUGUCUGGGUUUUACAAAAGGUUGUGUAGGGUUGUGCCAGUCAGGCAGGGGGUGGAAGUCCUGGAGGGUGUGGGAGACAAAAGACCCUGAUGGUUUAUCCCUUGGGAAUCUCACCAUAGGCUUAUGGCCUCUCUUCAAAUAGAAAGAAACUUAACUCCUCAAAGAAAGAACCCUAAAUCCCCAGCCAGCUCCUCCUCCUUCUCCCACCUCCAGGGAGACCUUGUAGACAGUGCCAAAAACAGCUCCAACCCCCAGCAGCUGGGGAAGAGAGCCAGAAGCUGUCCCUCCUCAUCCUGGCCCCCCUCCCAACCCCCACCAAUACUGUGAAGCCCCCUUCCUGCCCAGCCUGGCUUCCUGGUGUGGCCUCUACAGUCGUGGGCCCUAGGGAAGGAAGGGAAAGGCCUUUGGGAAGGAAGGGACCAAGGGCAUCCUUGGGCCAAACUGUCCACCUCUCCUGUCCACUGUUCUCUCCUCCCCACUCCUGUCUUCAAAAGGCUCCUUCCCAGGAUGGAUUGGGUGCUAGGACAACCAUGGUCCAAUCCGCCAGCUCUCCUUGCCCCCGUGUCUUAUUUCAGACAUGAGAAUACUGUACAGUGUAAACUUACAAAGGGUUUUUAAUGGUUGUAGAUUGAAAAUAAAGUAUGUCAUAUGAACAGUU